CAAAAAGACACGGCGGGUUAACGUGACGGCGAGGACGCUAGUGAUGAUUUAUUCAUAGAGUCUUGAUAGAGUGACUAUCUGAAUACUUAAUCGAAUGACCUUAACGGACUAGAAACGGCGCCAUACAGUCUAUACAGUGAAGUGCAAAAGUUAGCACACCCUAGCAUUAAGUGUGUUAGUCAUUUCAUGGUUUAAGUUUGAAGGCUUCUGUAUGAUCACGUCUUUAUCGUUUCUUUGCAAAGACGUUAAAAAUGUUUAUGUAAAAUAAAAAUAAAAAGAUAAAUAAAUGAAAACCCUUCUGUGUAACAACUGCUGACUACUAUAAUUUUUUUUUUUUUUUUUUUUUUAAUGUUUACUGUGAAUUGAUUUCAUAGGUGCAGCUUCAUCUUAUCCAAAAUAAUAAUAAUAAUCAGGAACAAGGAGACCUGCUCUUUCAUGCAAUUAUCCAAACGACCAAUCAUGUAGCAGCAGUACAAUGUAUAAAAUCACGUAGAUACAGGUCAAGCGCUUUAGCUAAUGCUCGUAUCAAACAUCAGAUUGGGGAAAUACGUGAUCUCAGUGACUGACGUCAUUGUUGGUGCCAGAUGCGCCGCUUUGAGUAUUUUACGAAUAUACUAAUCUUAUGAGAUUUUCACGCACAUCAGUCUGUAGAGUCGGCGCGAGAACAAAAAACAUCCAGUGAGGAGAAGUUCUGUGGUCAGACGAGAACGGACAGACAAGAGCUAACAGGGAGGCUACGGUCAACAGAAAAGCAUCCUAAAACUCACUGCAUGUCAAAGCUUGAGACGGAUGGGUACAAGAACCGACAAGAACACAGCAUGUUCCACUCCUGUCAGUCAAGAACAGGAAUUUGGGGCUACACCGGGCACAGACAGUUGAAGAUUGGAAUAAAACAAGGCGACGUUAUCGGCUGAUUGGAUCGCUGCAUGAAUUCGAGUUCGAGUGGAUAUCGGAUGCAGACUCCGAUAUCCACCGUCUUCUUCAGGUCAAUGUCGGUGAGAAUCCCUCCACCCGGGAGAUGUGCUGCAGGAGCCGACCCUGAGAGCAAUCCUGAGCUGACUGGGGCUCCUGUGAGUGAAGAGAAGAUAAAGCAACAGCUUCCUCCUGCCGCUCAGUCACGUCCUCCCUGUGACGUCCUGCAGGGGGCGCUGCACUCUCACCUGAACCAACAUGGCUACCAACUCCCACACAGCCCCAGCACCUCCCGAGAGCAGCUCUUACAGAUGCAGGUGAAGCAGCUCCAGAAAGCUCUUCACGAGCAAAAAGCAUUGCUCAACUUCCUGAGCCCAGGACUAAUGCUGUCCCCAGCUUUCCUAACCCAGUACCAGGCUUAUUCACUCUCACAGCGUCCCGAAACAGGUGCUGAUGGUGUGCUAGAUCGCAGGAAGUGUGUUUCCAACACGGUUAUUAUUAGAGCUGGAGUGGAGCAGGAAGUCCCAGCUUGUGCUCCUCAACGAACACAGUGCGCUGACCACACGUCUCUACAGGCGGUCGGUACAGAGCAGAGAUGUUUAUCUCCUAUUAAAGAGGAGUCGUGUGGGCCGGGGGAGGAAUCCUGUACAGUCAGUCCUUUUGGAGUCCGGAGAAAAGUCCCAGCGAAUCCCGAGGAAAGGCCUAUUCGUCCAGGACUCAAAGAGACGGAGAAGACUUUUGAUGAUUUUGUUGAAGAGCAGCUCAAAUUGGAUAAAGAGGUUAUAAAAAAGGAUGAGCAGCUCAGAACAGCCGAGAAAAAGAAUUUCCUGCGUAAAGGUGACGGAAGAUCUAGAGUCGGUCAAAUUAAAGACAACAUCCAGAAAAUCCAACCUGCCUCCAAGAUCACGACGUCCACACAGCUUCAGAGACCCUCAACAGCAUCUGCUGUCCAGCACAGUGACAAAAUCAGAUGGACGAACAGUAGCCCUCAUAUUCAACAGAGCAGCAGCCCAGCUCUGCAGAAUCUGCUGUUAGUGAGAAAAGAUAAAGCGAAGUGCUCUGACCAGAGAUCUGGCCAGGAGAACCUACUGAGGAACAUCCAUCCUGCACACGAGUGCACGUUUCUAGCUUUGGAUCAUGAUAAACAUUCUUCUCAAAAAAAUGAAGAACGUCCAAAGCAGCCAAAUCAAAUAAGAAGUACCACGUCGCAAGAUGGAUGCAUUACGCUUUCUGGUAGAAAAGUUGCUCCUAAGAUCCAUCUUCCUGAAGAAAGAGUUGGCUUCAAGAAGGUAAACGAUCGCAUUGUUAGAGUGUGUGAUCUGGACGAAGCCAGCACCAAGGCGCUAAGCUUGACUACUGAGAUAAAGCAGCUGUUGCUCCAUAGCUCUUCUGGUGACAGCACUGCUGCUGAGGAUGAUCCCAAACCUCCAAACCCUCCUAAUCACUUAAGAAUAAACUCAGAUCAGAAUCUGGAUCUAUCCGACGAGGACUACGCUAGUGACGCUCCGAGUGACGUUAGUCCAAGUGAAUGUCCACGAGCUCCACAUUUCUUCCAUGAACUUUCUAGUUCAUCUGGAUCUGAUGACGGGAGCGACUCUGAGCUACAGCAGCUUUGUUGGUCUGAACCUCACAAACCCUCAAGAACUCCAAAAGAGACCAGCGGUGAGGCUACACCCCCCGGUGCCAGUAACUCGGACCUCCUCGCUAGGAUUUUUCCUCAAGUGAAAUCUGCAGGAAAAAACAAAACGAACAACGAUCUCUGGGAGAAAACUCAGCACUCCAUGAAUGGAGGUGAUCCUGUGAAGAAAGUACAGGAAAAUUCUGGGUCGGAUAUCAGAGAUGGAACGAGCAAUGACCUGAUGAUGGACAAGAUGAAAACAGAGCAGGAUAAAGCGCUGAAUUUCCUCAGAUCUGAAAUGGACCGCUUUUCUAAUAAGGACAAAGACAGCAUACCAAACUGCAGAUCUUCAGAGCACACAUCUCAGGAUGUCACACGGCACCUUAAUGAGGCGGAGGAUUUCAGACAGCAAAUCCAGUUUCUGAGAGAGCAGCUUAAGAGAAGGGAGUGCGAGUGGUGGCAGGCUCACAGCGAGCUGCAGAGUCGCGUCGAUGCCCUGACCAGAGAGAACGAGGCGUUGAUGAGUCAGUGUGACGUUCAGGUUAGAACUCAGAGCUCCGGCAGAGCCACACCUCAUCCUGAUGCUCGAAACCUGACAAGAACACGCUCUGUUACCAGUUCCCAGGAAACGAACAAACAGAAAAUUUCAUCCACAAGACGAGGCUCGUCUAAUUCAAGGACUUCCACGGCGUCUCAGAGCCCGGAUGACAGCGACACAAUCCCAUACAGUGAGUGUGGAGAAAAGGGCUCAUGCAGGUCCGCGGAGAAACAGAAUGGGGUCGAGAGAAGGAAUUCAGUGCCGAAAGGAUCGCAGAAUACAUUGAAACCUGGGAAAUCUGUAUCAUCCGAGUCUGAUUAUGGAUCGACAGACAUGACCGAGGAUUCACUCAAUUCUGAGAUGAAGAAUUCCAGCACUCAAGGAGCCGGUAACGUUGUAGUUAGAGAGGAAACUCGAUAUCCAGACGGUAAGGUAGAACAGCUCCUGUCAGAUGGGUCACGUGUUAUCGUUUUCCGCAACGGAACUAGAAAGGAGAUCGGCGCGGAUCAGAAAUCAACCACGGUCACGUUUUGCAAUGGAGAUGUCAAGCGCGUUCUGGCUGAUGGGACCAUGGUGUACUAUUAUUGUGAUACCCAGACGACUCACUCCACUUACCCGUCUGGCUUGGAGGUUCUGCAGUUCCCAAAUAAGCAAAGAGAGAAGCGCCAUCCUGAUGGUACGCGAGAAAUCCUUUUCCCCGAUGGUACCGUCAAGACCUUGUACCCUGACGGCCGACAGCAAAGCUUCUUCCCUGAUGGAACUGUUGUCAAGUUAUCAAAAAAUGGAGAGAAAACAGUAGAGUUCACAAACGGCCAACGUGAGAUCCACACGUCGCAGUACAAGCAGAGGAUUUACCCUGAUGGAACUGUUAAAACCGUCUAUUUAAAUGGAAGGCAAGAGACUAAAUACUCAUCAGGCAGGAUUCGCAUUAAGAACAAUGAAGACGUUAGUAUGAUGGACAGAAAGUGAAAGAUGUGUCGAUGGGAAACCCAUUGCUGUGUUUUAUACAGGAAGGUUGAUAUGUACAGUCGUCUUCAUAAAUAUUGGCACCCUUCAAGAGCAAAAUAUACUAUUUAAAAAACAACAACAACAACACAAUUACAAGUACUAUCAUUUCAUCAUAAUAUUUUCUCUUGAAAACAUCUGUGGCAGAAAAAUCCACGCCGCUAAAGGAUUAAACGCAAACAAAUUGUCAUCCUUUGAAGUCAAAUUUCAAAAUGCACUCUGGAAAUACACGCUCGUUUACACCGAGGGGCAACUAAAGUAGGUGAUCCAUUUACUGGUUUGUUUUUAGGAGGAAACCGGAGAACCCGGAGGAAACCCACACAGACAAGAGCCGUGAGGCGUCCAGACUACCUUCUUCAUGACAAUAAAAAUAACAAUAGAGUAAAACUACACGGCAUCCCUGAAUGUUUGAGCUCAGAAUAUCACUCCUUGCAUGAUUUUCACAUUAUUUAUUCAUUUUUGCUUAUUUUAAUGCAGGGUGAUAAUAAUUCUGGUCAAAGACGAGGAAAUAUGCCAGAAGGAUUUGUUUAAUUGACAUUUAAAAAAUGUUUAUUUUAUUUAUUUAACAUUUAAUGUUAGAAUUGAACCAUUCUUCUGAAUGACAGUUUUUAUUCUCCAUGAAUUAUUAUUAUUAUUAUUAUUAUUUGUCCCUGUGAAUGCCUUCAUUAGUCCAUAAGGCAAUAAUAUAAGAAUGGAAUGAUAUCAGGUCAUAUUUAUGCUCAUUAUUAACAACCUGUGGUCACAAAAAAGAUACAUCACAUCUCAUACGCAUCAGAUUGUUAUUAGAGAACAAUAAGUGCUCAGAUGUUGUUUUUGGGUGGAUCACGAACCCUGAACACAGCGAUCUGUCCUGUGUUUUAACUCUGUGUAAAUAAAUUUCACAUCGUAGUCAUGAUGAGACUCAUGUUGCACCACGCGGCUUAUUAUUCAUGGGAGUGUGACCCGGACGUCUGACUGAUUCAGUAUUCAGCCAAGGACUUGUGACCUUCUUGGCCUUACAGUAUUUUCAGCACAGAGAUAUGAGGUAUGAGAUGUGAAUCAUAAUCUUGAGUAAAAUAUUUUCUUCUAAAGGUUGGACAUAGUCAUAAUAAAGAGGCGAAUUCAUUUUUGAUAGCAGCGCCACCGUCUUAGUUCCUCCACGUCUCUCAGUGGACAUGAGAGGACGUUGAGAGAGACUUAUGAGCUGUUUCAUGAGCGCAUGCACCUCGUGCACUAUCGUCCUUACAUCGAGUGUGUCCUACAAGGCUUUCUGUAUGA
This is a messenger RNA of Ictalurus punctatus (channel catfish), 5330 nucleotides long. Its product is annotated as centromere protein J. Gene Ontology annotation, cellular component: centriole; nucleus; centrosome. Gene Ontology annotation, biological process: cilium assembly; centriole elongation. Bases 927 to 4037 code for a protein of 1036 amino acids. The transcript has 18 exons. Lineage: Eukaryota; Metazoa; Chordata; Actinopteri; Siluriformes; Ictaluridae. The record is from RefSeq and is a predicted model, not a curated record. Gene Ontology annotation, molecular function: tubulin binding.